UUAAAUAUUGAGGCGCGUAACAGUGUUAGUGUAAGUACGCAGGUCGGAGCGCGCAUUUCGGUCUUCGCUCUGUGCUUUGAAAUACUUCUUGAUUUCAACGUGCUAUGCCUUCUGAAAUUUUGGUUGGAGAGGGGGAAGGACAGGAUGAAGAACAAGGCGAAUGAUGUCUGAAUGGACCGAAGACAAGAGCGCGCUAUGGAGAUGACUGCUCGCCUCGCGCACUUGGACACUAAGGUGGAUGGCAGAAACUGUGAUGGACUUGUCAACCACAACGGGGAAACGAUGGAGAUAAGAGUACCGCUGACUCACACGGGGAAGAGACUCAGUCCGAUCGAAGGGGGAAAUCUUUACAGACUGCGCGACAGAAAGUUCCUUUUGGAGGACAAGAAGCGCCUCUGCGCGUGGGCACUGGGAACCGCGUUGUUAGGCAUUCUGCUGAUGGUAUUACAUGCUGAGCUGUGCCCAGUAGUGUAUCAACCAGAAUCCAUAUAUGCCAUCUCCAUAAAUGGUCUCAUCAGUUUCUCCACGGGGUGUUUGCUCAUUCUCAUCAUUGCCUUCCAUUAUAAAGACAUCAGACUUUUCAUCAUUGACCACAACCAGGUGGACUGGCGCAUUGCCAUGACCAGUAACCGGGUGCUUGGCAUCUCCCUGGAGCUCAUUGUCUGUGCUAUCCAUCCAGUGGCUAUCUACCUGAGGCCAGAUAUGGGGGACAGACUGGGCGGGAAGCCGGAGCACAAUUCCUCUACCCCCCUCUGCUUGUCCUCCAGUCACAAAGAAGUCGUGCUGGAUGUGGAGCUGCUGCUGUCGGCCCUCAUGUUCCUGAGACUGUAUCUCGUGCACAGAGCCGUCCUGUUACACAGCAAGGUGCUCCUCAGUGCCUCAUACAGGAGCAUCGGCUCCCUCAACAACAUCAACUUCACCUUCCGCUUUGUGCUCAAGGUGCUAAUGAACAAGUAUCCGGCCCGCACACUGCUGGUCUUCAUUAUGUUCUUCUGGCUCUCCGCAUCUUGGAUGCUGCGACUGUGUGAAAGGCAGCAGCAGGUAGAGACAGGUGGCAUGGACACAGCACUGUGGCUGAUAGCCAUCACCUUCCUCACAGUGGGAUAUGGAGAUGUGUCCCCUCACACCAGCUGUGGCAAGUUGGUGUGUCUCUUCACAGGUGUCAUGGGUGUGGCAUGUACUGCUAUGUUGGUAGCAGUCAUGACUAAGAAACUGGCGCUUAACAAAGGGGAGAAACAUGUGCAUUUCUUCAUGAUGGACAUUCAGAUCUCCAAGCGGAUCCGGCACGCAGCAGCCAAUGUGCUAAGAGAAUGUUGGCUACUGCAUCGCACCACCCAUACAAAGGACAACAGUGGAGAGCAUCAUCAUCACCAGAGAUGCCUGCUGGAGGCCAUCCGUGUAUUUCGUCACUUGCGAUUGAAGCAGAGGAAGUUAAGGGAUUAUGCCAGUGAGAUGGUGGAUCUCUCGAAGAUGCAGAUGAUCAUGUGCGAUCUGAGUGCAAACUGGAACAGCUCUUACCAUGAGCUUGAGCAGCGAAUCAUCUCCAUGGAGCAGAAGCUGGACGAGCUGGGACGCUCCUUUCAAAACACCUCUGAGCUGCUCACACAGGCACUAAAUCACCGCAGACUGGACCACAGGUAACCUGUGACAUCUCUUUUGAAGGCUAUGUAGUCUUCAUCUUCUAAUUUUUCUUCAAUCAAGCCUAUUGAACUGAUGGAGGAUCUUUAUGAUGAACAAAGGGAUUAAGAGCAGCAACAAACACAGCAGACAGUUUUAUUUUGAACAGACGUUCUGUCAUGUGUAUUUAUGAACGUUUCCUCAAUGCUAAAAACAUGAACUUGGGAAAAGGUUGUUUGGUUACUUUAAACUUUUGACUCCUGAUUUAGAGUUUCAGUUCAUGAUAGAUACCAAGACUAUGAGAUUCUGGUGUUACACAAAGGAACAAAUUUAGAUUUCUUCUAACACAAUCACACAGGCCUCAGUUUGAUUUAUAUCAGUGUGAAAGUCACAGAAGGAAUGUGAAACUUUAAAAAAUGAUCAUUCUUUCUAUUGUUCCUGUUUUUGCCUGAUACUGGGGAAGUUAGUCAUUAUCGAACUGAAGAAAACAUUUGAAGUUCAGAUGUUCAUCUCAGAAUUGGGAUGAAUCGUGCUGAGCAGCAUGAUAAUAACUUUAUGACUCCAAUUUGAUAGACUAUUUCCCAGUUACAUUUAAAUGUGCGUACAACCUGGUCACUACACAUUGAUGAAGGUCUCCGUAAAUUGCUGGCAACUUUUACAAAGGUAAGUCAAAGAGUAAGUCAUGUAGUUAGCUGUCAAGGGUAAGCCAGACUUCCUCACAGACUAUUGCCCUUGUACACUGAUAUUUUUAGAACGACCCUAAAUCAGGCUGAACCACCUGCACCCACAGCACCCCAAUAAAAAAAUCUGUGAAUGACUUGAAUUUCCAUCAGCCCUUUAACCUGACAGGGCAUCUGUUGAAUAACGGCAUGUGGUGGCUCUAAUAACACCAUGAAAAGGUUUUGCUUUGCGUAUUAUGGUCUUCAGAAUACUGGUGUAACGGAAAAAAUCUUUAUUGCUCAAGCCUGUAUUUAAGUUCUUUAAGACAGAGCCUAUCAUUCCUCUCUGGUAUCUCCUCCUGGUGGAUAAAAGUAUGUUGCAUGUUUGGCCAUCGUUCUGGUUAAGGCUGUGCUUGUCCUUUAUUGUUUGGGAUGAAUAAUUUUCAAGAGACUCAAUACCUUGAUGUGUAUGCAGUAUAAUGAUUAUAUGAGGGCAAUGUGAAUAAGAAAAGAGGUCAGGUCAUUAUUUGACCAAUCAUUAACUGUUGCUGCUUAUUCAGGAACUAAAAUAAACAGACAGGAGCAAACCAGAACAUUUUUAGCGCUUUAAGAAUCAAGAUAAGUUGAUCAGGAAUUCAGUUUUGCAUGUUGUAUUGUGAAAUAUACAUAAAAAUGCCAGGAGAAAAUGACAGAAAAACGUUUACAGCAUUAUUUUUGCACAUUUUGAUGAAGCCAUCUCAUCGGCUUUGUGUUUUCCCAACUAUAUGAUGAUGAGAAAGCUAUUAAAAAAAAGCAUAGAAACACAUCUCUGAGUAUUUAUGUAUGUUUUUUUUUUUAUUACAAAUGGGUUAGAGUGAAUCAUUGCCUUAUGACACAAAACCCUUAUAAAAAAUGAA
This is a messenger RNA of Sinocyclocheilus grahami, 3172 nucleotides long. RefSeq names its product intermediate conductance calcium-activated potassium channel protein 4-like. Gene Ontology annotation, biological process: potassium ion transport. The record is from RefSeq and is a predicted model, not a curated record. The transcript is spliced from 9 exons. Gene Ontology annotation, molecular function: calmodulin binding; small conductance calcium-activated potassium channel activity. Gene Ontology annotation, cellular component: membrane. The coding region runs from base 172 to 1641 and encodes 489 amino acids. NCBI's taxonomy places the organism in Eukaryota, Metazoa, Chordata, Actinopteri, Cypriniformes, Cyprinidae.